GUGGCAACAGAUCCACACCAUGUGUUAAGCUUUUACACGCUCCACCCUCUUAUGGAACAUUAUAUUAACCUUUGUCUCUCUCUCUCUUUUUACUCUCAAACAUCACAGGAAGACGCAGUACCAGGCUCUAACAAACACUCCUUUAUCGAGGAAAUAUCAUGGAGAAGGAUCAGGGAUAUCCUCCAGGAGUAGCAUCACCGCCUUACCCUGGUCCCCCUGUGGGAGCCUACCAAGCCCAGCCUGGCUUUCCAGCUGUUCAACAGCCUGCUUACCCUUACUCAUCUCAGCAACCUCAGGUUGUUCAGCCUGUGAACCAGGUGGUCGUGGUGCAGCAGAUGCCCAGAGAUGUUCCUGGACAGAUGACUUGCCCUAACUGUCAAAACACCGUUGUCACCAGAACUGAGCACAAAAACGGUCUGUUCACCUGGCUGAUCUGUGGUGUUCUAGGACUAUUCCUUUGCUGGCCGUGCUGUUUUAUCCCGUUCUGUGUGGACGCUUGCAAGGAUGUGGAACAUUCCUGCCCCUCCUGUAACAACGUCUUGUAUCUCUAUAAACGCAUGUGAAAACCGGAAUGAACAACAAAAGGCAGAGCAGUCAACCUUGACUAAAUAAACAUCAGUACAAGAGCCAAGCCUCUCCAUGCAUACACACGUCAUCACUGGCAUUGUGCUGUCUUCAGGCAUUUAGCAGCUGCUUUACUUGGCUCCGUACAUAUGUGUAAAUAGAAGACUACAUAACUGCUGUGAUUUCUUCUAUUUCUUUUUUCUUUCAUGUUUUGAAUGUGAUGUGCAGCAGGGAAAAUUGAUUUAUAAUGACCAUAAGAAUAUAUAUAUAUCUUUUUUUGCUUGACCUGCGUGAUAUUAUCUAACUAUAAUAUACUUCAGUGUUGACUUUAAGUAACAAUGUAGAAUGGCAGUUAUGACACACUUAAGGAAAAAACAGUAACAACUAUCAUAUGAUAGCUAUCACCUGUGAAUCAUAAGUUUAAGUAUGGUUAUUCAUUAAUUAAACUCAAUCAGUUAACUGUUGAAAGUCUUCAUGGAAAUAAUAAAACUGUAAACUCUAAUAAAACCUCCAGCACUUGGACCAUGCAAUGAUUCAAAUAAAUAAAUUAAUCAAAA
Molecule: messenger RNA, 1121 nt
Organism: Scatophagus argus
Lineage: Eukaryota; Metazoa; Chordata; Actinopteri; Scatophagidae
Product: LITAF domain-containing protein-like
Exons: 5
Coding region: 159-563 (134 amino acids)
Molecular function (GO): zinc ion binding
Source: RefSeq, a predicted model, not a curated record